AUGAAGAUCAGCCCCGUCACUAUCAAGUUCACGAGCGUCGACACAAAAGAUGUAGCGGUCAACAUCAAGUCUGGAGGCGACAAGAUCGACGAAGUUGGUGUGCCAGCAGGUGGGACUGUGACGUGGAAGUCGAAUGUGACUGCACUAGGUGGAAAGACGCUGUACUUGAAUCGCUGGCGUCAGGGCUUUUUAGGCAUCCCCGAUACUGCAGGCGGGUCGCUGAUGUUGUGGAUACCUCGAUCGAGUCAUGGCGGCAGUCUACAACUUACUGCAGUGGUAAACAAGAGCUGA
Molecule: messenger RNA, 291 nt
Organism: Hyaloperonospora brassicae
Lineage: Eukaryota; Oomycota; Peronosporomycetes; Peronosporales; Peronosporaceae
Source: the annotation of a GenBank genome assembly